UACUACUUUACAAACCACAAUAAUGAGACUUCGUUGUAUGCUCUUCAUCACCUCUUUGCUUGAACUUUCGCUGCACUCCUUUUUUCUUUCUGCUUAGAUAAACAUGGCUGUGGGAGAAGCUGUUCUCUCUGCGUUCCUUCAAGUGCUGUUUGACAGAUUGGCUUCACGCGAGUUCGUAGGCCUGCUACAAAGCCGGAAGUAUGAUGACUUGUUGGAGAAAUUGAAGAUCACACUGCUGACAGUCACAGCACUGCUUAACGAUGCUGAGGAGAAGCAGUUUCGUAGCCCUGCGGUGGAGAAGUGGCUGCAUAUGGCUAAAGAGGCUCUUUAUGAUGCAGAGGACAUAUUGGAUGAGCUUACUUCCGAAGCUCUGAGAUGUAAGGUGGAAGCUGAAUCUCGGGACAGCCCUAAUCAGGUAUGGAAGUGGACCCCAUCUGGUGCGGGGAUGGAAUCCAAAUUGAAAAAGGUUAUUGAGAAACUAGAAUUGAUUGCCAAAUAUAAAGAUGUCCUUGGCUUGAAUAACGAAGGAAGGUCGUCUGGACUCAAACAAAGAUUACCAACAACUUCAUUGGUAGAUGAAACUUGUGUCUAUGGCAGGGUUCAUGAUAAAGAUAUGAUAAUCGAGCUACUACUGAGGGAUACACCAACAAGUAAAGAUAAAAUUGGUGUAAUUCCUAUAGUUGGCAUGGGUGGUGUUGGUAAGACAACUCUUGCACAAGUUGUUUACAACGACCGGAGAGUGGAGAAACAUUUUACUUUAAGGAUUUGGGUGUGCGUGUCUGAUCAAUUUGAUGUAUUGAGGGUGACAAAAACAAUUCUUAGGUCAGUCACUUUGGCAGAUACAGAUCUCGAUGACUUAAAUCUACUUCAAGUUAGUUUGAAAAAAAAAUUGGUUGGAAGGAGAUUUUUGCUUGUUUUCGACGAUGUUUGGAACAAGAGAAAUCAUGAUUGGGAUCUCUUAUGGAGUCCAUUGAAAGCUGGGGUAAGAGGAAGUAAAAUAUUAAUGACUACCCGGAAUAGGGAUGCUGCAUCAAGCCUGGGGACAGUUCCAGCUCAUCAUUUGACAGGUUUAUCAUUUGAAGAUUGCUGGUUAUUGUUCACAAGCCAUGCAUUUGCGGAUAGAAACAUUGCUGCCUAUCCAAAUUUGGAGGCAGUUGGGAGGAAGGUUGUGAAAAAGUGCGAAGGUUUACCCUUAGCAGUAAAGAGACUGGGAAUCCUGUUGCGCUCUAGACAAGAAGACAACGAAUGGAAAGAUAUAUUAAAUAGGAAAAUAUGGGAUCUACUGGAUGAUGAAAGUGAUAUUCUUCAGAGUCUAAGGCUCAGCUAUCAUCACCUUCCUGCACAUUUGAAGCAAUGUUUUGCAUAUUGCUCGAUCUUCCCCUUGGGAUAUGAAUUUGAUGAGGAAUCUCUAGUUUUGCUAUGGCUGGCAGAAGGAUUUGUGCAGACACCUAAAGCAAAUAAAAGACUUGAAGAAGUGGGUGGCGAAUAUUUUCUUGAGCUAGUAUCAAGGUCAUUCUUUCAGGAAUCUAUCGACAAUAAAUCACGAUUUGUAAUGCAUGGCCUCAUUAGAGAUUUAGCCGAUGUUGUUUCUGGUGAGUUUUGCUUCAGACUGGGGGAUAAGUUAAAGAAUGCCAAUCAAAGCAGAAUUUUUGGGAGGGCUCGUCAUUCCUCAUACCGUCGUGGCAGGCGUGAUUUGCUCCCAAAAUUUGAGGCCUUCAAUGGAGUUGAACGCUUACGCACCUUCCUGCCAGUGGAUCCAACUGGCUUGAUUGGAGUUAGCUAUAUGGCUAAUAAUGUGCCUGGUGAUCUCUUGCCAAAGUUAAGAUAUCUACGGGUGUUGUCAUUCAAUGCUUAUCGUAUCACUGAAUUGCCAGAUUCCAUUGGUGACUUGAAACAUCUACGCUACCUGGACCUUUCUUACACAGCAAUUCAAAGGUUACCCGACUCAGCAGGUAGUCUUUACAAUUUACAGACUUUAAUCCUGUGGCAAUGUAACUCACUCAAUAAGCUGCCUUCCAAGAUGGGGAACCUAACAAGCUUACGACAUCUCCUUAUUAGUGCAAGCGGGUUAAAAGAGAUGCCUCAGGAAAUUUGUAGAUUGAAGAAUCUUCAGACGUUGUCUACUUAUAUAGUGGGUAAAGACGGUGGGUUAAAAAUUGGAGGCUUGAAGGACAUGUUGCAACUUCGAGGAUCGCUUCACAUUUCCGGACUGAAAAACGUUGUCAGUUUUGAUGAUACAGUGGAGGCUAAUUUGAAGGACAAGCAGGAACUCGAUCAGUUAAUAUUCCAAUGGAGUGACAGCUUCAAAGAUUCUGACAUGCCACAAGUUCUCAAAAUCCACGAAGAUCCCAGCACCAGAGACUUUAAAAAUAUAAGAUUUCCAAACUUUGGGGAACUCAUAACAAGUUAUACACAAGAAUCUGCUGAGCGAACAGUGGGAUGGAGCAACAGUUUGGAUGGUUCAAUAAACGAAACAGUUGCAACAGAUGUUCUUGAAAUGUUGCAACCACACAAAAACAUCAAGCAAAUCAUAAUCAGUGAUUAUGGAGGUACAAAAUUCCCAAGUUGGAUGGGAUCCCCUUUGUUCUCCAAUCUGAAUCUUCUAAGAAUUAGCAAUUGCAGAAAGUGUAGUUAUCUACCACCACUUGGGCAACUAACUUCUCUCAAAGAACUCGUGAUUGAAGGAAUGGAAGAAAUAAAGAGAAUAGGAACUGAGUUCUAUGGGGAUGGGCGUUCUUCUGCUAUGCCUUUCCCAGCAUUGGAAACUUUAAAGUUUGACAGCAUGUUACAAUGGGAGGAAUGGUCUUCUUCUGGACUUGAAGUCAGGGGAGACUUCAAUAACCUUCAAAAGAUUGAAAUUUGUAACUGUCCUAAGCUUAGGAAAUUCUCACACCAUUUUCCUGCCUUGAAAAAAAUGAGUAUUAAGGAAUGUAAAGAACUGGAAACCCCUCCAAGGCUUCUUACAGUUGAUGAUAGCUUAGAACAAGGCAGAGAAUUCCCAUGCCUCCUUGAGCUUUCUAUAUGGACAUGCCCCAAACUGAGGGAACUACCGCGUCUCUUUCCUUCGUUGACAAUGCUUGAAAUAAAUGGAUGCCAAGUAUUGAAAGAACUUCCAAGGCUUCCUUCAAUCCGCGAGUUAGAUGUAAACAAGAUUGAUGAGGAACUGUUGCGAAAUAUGGUUAAGCUCCCUUCACUCAGCUACUUGCGUAUGUGUGAAAUUCCCAGGCUCACAUGUUUGCUUGAAGGGUUUCUUCAGAAGCUAACAUCUCUGGAAGAAUUACAGGUUGCCCAUAUUGGUGAGAUCACUUCUUUGUCGAGUGAAAUUGGAUUUCAAAAUCUCCAACGCCUCCAACGACUGGAGAUUUCAGGAUGUCCAUUGUUGGAGCAGUUGCCACCAAGUUUACAUGAACUCUCCUCUCUUAAGGAGUUGAGGGUCUUCAAGUGCCCCUUGCUUGUCUCCUUUCCUGAGACAGGCUUGCCUUCCAUGCUUAUUGGCCUUGAAAUCAAGGAAUGUGAGGCUCUGCAGUUCCUGCCUGAGUGGAAGAUGCAUAACAAUGAGGAACCUCUUUUACUCGAAUAUUUGGUAAUUGAAGAUUGCUCCUCUCUCACAUCUUUACCAAGAGGCCAGUUUCCCAGCACACUUAAGAAACUUGAAAUCCAUAACUGCAAGAAGUUGGAGUCGUUUCCAGAGCAGAUGCACAACAAUACUUGCCUUAAAGUCUUCAAAAUUUCAUUUUGUCAUUCUAUUAGGUCCUUCUCGGAAGGUACUUUUGGACUGUCCAGAGUCACAUCUAGCACUGCCAUAAGCCUUGAAGAACUUAUCAUCAACAAUUGUAAAGACCUCAAGUCAUUACCUGGAGGCCUACAAAACCUCGUGUAUCUCGAUUACUUGGAAAUAGUUGAUUGCCCACUUCUUCUGUAUUUUCCAGAACCCGGCUUGCCAGCCAAGUUGCGAUCAAUUAGAAUCUCCAAUUGCCAGAGUCUCAAGUCCCUACCAAAUUGGAUGUGCAACCUCACAUCUCUUCAAGAACUACAUAUAAAUGGUUGCUCAAGUCUUGCAUCAUUUCCAGAAGGGGGGUUACCUGCCAAUCUGCAGUCACUUUCAAUUUUAGACUCUGAGAAUCUCAGGCCCUCCUUUGAGUGGGGGCUGCACAGACUCACUUGUCUCAUGGAUUUGUCCUUGGGUGGAUGUCAGGGGUUAGUAUCUUUUCCAGAGAAGUGGUUGCUGCCAAGUAGUUUAUGCUCUCUUCAUCUUGAGCGUCUGCCAAGUCUUAAAUCCCUACCCAAGGGACUGAAAAGCCUCAGCUCUCUCGAUAAUAUGGAAAUAUGGGAUUGUGACAGGCUACAGGCUUUGCCAGACAGCUCAAAUACCACAGAGUUUGGAAUUUUGGGAUAUCCUUUCAUGUACAGUUAGAGGAGAAACAAAAAAUUUAUCUGCAUGCGUUUGAGCAGGUGUUGUUCGGCAGAGAAUGACUAUGAUCUCCCUCAAGUAUCUGAUGAGGUUUCUGGACAAGCGGAUUUUAGAGGAACAAGCAAGGAAGAUCAAGCCAAGGAGCAAAAAUCGCCCUCAAUGUGAUGACAUAUUGGGGUGAUUAUUCGGAUCAUUAUAUCAGUAGUUGCGGUAGUACAAACUGCAGUUGAAGAUCAGCCUCCACAAGAAUCUUGAUUCUCACCCUCUCAUUUUCAGUCCAGAACUUAGCCUCCGCCGCCUUCUUCAGUCUUGGCCUCCGCCCAUGAAUCUUGCAGAACGUUACUGCAAAUCUAUGUGCAAAACGAGAUGCACAAGGCACUUUCUACGCCAUCAAAUUUGUCUGGAUAUAUUUAUUUAUUAUUUUAAUAUUUUCUAUUAAAAAUUUGUCUGAACUAUUUUCAUUGAUACAAUCUAAUUUCUUGGGA
Molecule: messenger RNA, 4896 nt
Organism: Carya illinoinensis
Lineage: Eukaryota; Viridiplantae; Streptophyta; Magnoliopsida; Fagales; Juglandaceae
Product: putative disease resistance RPP13-like protein 1
Exons: 2
Coding region: 104-4414 (1436 amino acids)
Biological process (GO): defense response to other organism
Molecular function (GO): ADP binding
Source: RefSeq, a predicted model, not a curated record